Molecule: messenger RNA, 1075 nt
Organism: Mizuhopecten yessoensis (Yesso scallop)
Lineage: Eukaryota; Metazoa; Mollusca; Bivalvia; Pectinida; Pectinidae
Product: prostaglandin reductase 1-like
Exons: 8
Coding region: 1-933 (310 amino acids)
Biological process (GO): prostaglandin metabolic process
Cellular component (GO): cytoplasm
Molecular function (GO): 15-oxoprostaglandin 13-reductase [NAD(P)+] activity; 2-alkenal reductase [NAD(P)H] activity
Source: RefSeq, a predicted model, not a curated record
AUGGUGAAAAGCAAAGUUUGGACACUUAAAACGGCGUUUGAUGGCAAAGUACGAACGUCCAACUUUGAACUUAUUGAGGAGGAGGUCUCAGACAACCUUAAAGAUGGUGAAUAUCUGAUCGAAGCGCUUCACUGGACUGUUGAUCCGUACAUGAGGGUGUUCGCCAGUAAAACAUCCACUCAUCCGGUUGGAAGCUUCGUUCGGGUGUAUGCAGGAUGGCGUACACACACAAUUAUUUCAACCGAUGUGGCACAGCGAGUAGGACGCAUGCCGGAACUUGGUGAUCUCCCUUUAUCCCUGACCCUCGGUGUUAUGGGAAUGCCAGGAAUGGCGGCUUAUUUUGGUUUUCUGGAGAUUUGUCAGCCAAAAGAAGGAGACGUAAUACUUGUCAAUGGUGCUGCCGGGGCAGUCGGUAGUCUUGUUGGACAAAUCGCCAAAAUAAAGGGUUGCAAAGUAGUGGGAUGUGCAGGAACUGACGACAAAUGCAAAUGGCUGAAGGAGUUAGGUUUUGAUGAGGUCUUCAAUUACAAGAAGGUUGAUUUAUCCGAAGCUUUGGAAGCGGCCGCCCCAGAUGGGUUUGAUUGUUUCUUCGACAAUAUAGGAGCAGACUUCACAGCUACAGCACUGAAACACAUGAAGCAGUUCGGCCGAGUUUCCAUCUGUGGACAGAUAUCCUCGUACAACGACAAGGCGCCUCCAACAGGUGAAUACCCUUUCAUGUAUAUCCUUGGCAAACAGCUUAAGAUUGAGGGAUUCGUCGUGAUGCGGUGGUAUCAAAGAUGGGCUGAGGGAGAAAAGGCAAUGGCACAGUGGAUCAGAGAGGGAAAAAUCAAGUACAAAGAGACAAUAUAUGAUGGGUUUGAAAAUAUGCCUAAGGCUUUUGUCGGACUGUUCGAUGGUGCCAACACCGGAAAAGCGAUAAUCUCAGCAUAAUCUGACGUUUCUACUGUCCAGAGCUACAACAACACACGAUAGCAUUGAAGCUAGACGUCCGCAUUAUAUGUACUUGGUUUAUGACGUCAUUAUUGUUGACGUCUUAAGUCUGUGUACUCUAUUUAUGACGUCUCAAAUAAAU